Dromiciops gliroides (monito del monte) is the source of this 759-nucleotide messenger RNA. RefSeq names its product myeloid leukemia factor 2-like. Gene Ontology annotation, biological process: regulation of DNA-templated transcription. The coding region runs from base 13 to 759 and encodes 248 amino acids. NCBI's taxonomy places the organism in Eukaryota, Metazoa, Chordata, Mammalia, Microbiotheria, Microbiotheriidae. The record is from RefSeq and is a predicted model, not a curated record. The transcript has a single exon. Gene Ontology annotation, cellular component: cytoplasm; nucleus.
GCUGAGAGCAGGAUGUUCCGGUUCAUGAGGGACGGAGAGCCUGAGGAUCCCAUGUUCCUCAUGGACCCUUUUGCUAUUCACCUACAACAUAGGAGCAGGAUGCUGUCAGGGGGCUUUGGCUACAGUCCUUUCCUUAGCAUCACAGAUGGGAGCAUGCCAGGGGCUCGACCUGCUAGUCGAAGGAUGCAGGCUGGGGCUGUCUCACCUUUUGGGAUGCUGGGAAUGACAGGUGGCUUCAUGGACAUGUUUGGGAUGAUGAAUGAUAUGAUCGGAAAUGUGGAGCACAUGACAACUGGAGCCAACUGUCAGACCUUUUCAUCCUCCACUGUCAUCUCUUACUCCAACCUGGGUGAUGGCGCUCCCAAGGUCUACCAAGAAACAUCUGAGAUGCGCUCAGCACCAGGUGGGAUCCGGAAGACAAGAAGAACAGUGAGGGACUCUGACAGUGGGCUAGAGCAGAUGUCCAUUGGGCAUCAUAUCCGAGACAGGGCACACAUCCUCCAGCGUUCUCAAAAUCACCGAACUGGGGACCAGGAAGAACGGCAGGACUACAUCAAUUUGGAUGAGAGUGAUGCGGAAGCGUUUGACAAUGAGUGGAGGAGAGAGACAUCCCGAUACCGGCCACAGCGCCCCCUGGAAUUUUGUCGGCAUGAGGCUGCUGGGGCGGGUGGGGGUAGAAGGGCAGAGGGACCCCCUCGGCUGGCUAUACAGGGCCCUGAGGAUUCCCCCUCCCGACAGUCACGACGCUAUGACUGGUGA